AAGUAGAGUGCAGCAAUAGAAAAGGAAACCUCUUCAGAAAAUAUGGACCAAAAACAAAUAUCUGUAAGAACAGAACAAAGCCUUGCAGAUAUGAACAAUGCCCUGUUGCAACCUGAUGUCUGGAACAAGCUCAAAUAGUCAGCAAAAGACUUCUGAUACUAUCUGCCCAAACACUACCCAUGGACAAAUGUCUAAAAUAAUCCACCCUAAAGGAGAGAAGUCGUAUCACUGCUCAGAGUGUGGGAAGAGUUUUACUCAACAGAGUACUCUUCAGCGACACCAGCGCAUUCAUACAGGAGAAAAGACCCACCACUGUUUAUUGUGUGGAAAGAGUUUCAAUCAGCAGAGUACUUUUCAAAGACACCAACGCAUUCACACCGGAGAAAAACCGUAUCGCUGCUUGCAGUGUGGGACUAGUUUUACUAUCCAGAGUAAUCUCAGACGACACCAACGCAUUCACACAGGAGAGAAGCCAUAUCACUGCUCACUGUGUGGAAAAUGUUUUACUAACCAUAGUACGCUCCAGCAUCACCAACGCAUUCAUACCGGAGAGAAACCGUAUCAGUGCUCUCACUGUGGAAGGUGUUUUACUGAGCACGGUACUCUCCAACGACACCAACGCAUCCACACAGGAGAAAAACCAUAUCACUGCUUAGACUGUGGAAAGAGUUUUAAACAACAAACUGCUCUCCAGCAACAUCAACGCAUCCACACCGGGGAGAAGCCAUAUCACUGCACGCAAUGUGGGAAGAAUUUUAUUCAACUAGGUCAUCUCCAACAACACCAGCGCACUCAUAAAGGAGAGAAAGCAUUUGAUUCCACAGUGUGGGAUGAGUUUUACUCAACAGAAUCAGUUCCAACAUCAGUGCAUUCGGUGAUUGUUUGAUUUAUUUAGGUGCAUUUAAGGUAUUGUAAAUAUUA
Molecule: messenger RNA, 921 nt
Organism: Neoarius graeffei (lesser salmon catfish)
Lineage: Eukaryota; Metazoa; Chordata; Actinopteri; Siluriformes; Ariidae
Product: zinc finger protein 239-like
Exons: 2
Coding region: 98-886 (262 amino acids)
Biological process (GO): regulation of transcription by RNA polymerase II
Molecular function (GO): RNA polymerase II cis-regulatory region sequence-specific DNA binding; DNA-binding transcription factor activity
Source: RefSeq, a predicted model, not a curated record